This is a messenger RNA of Gekko japonicus, 3736 nucleotides long. RefSeq names its product contactin associated protein-like 4 (gene CNTNAP4). The annotation marks the transcript as partial. The transcript is spliced from 23 exons. The record is from RefSeq and is a predicted model, not a curated record. Gene Ontology annotation, molecular function: calcium ion binding. Lineage: Eukaryota; Metazoa; Chordata; Lepidosauria; Squamata; Gekkonidae.
AUGGAUUCUUUCACUGAAAUCUUCGUCAGGCUGCUGUUUCUGGCUGCUUUUCAUUACUGGAAUGUGUUAGUAGCAGGGAACAAAUAUAAUUGUGAUAAUCAACUGGUGACUGCCUUGCCUCAGUCAUCAUUCAGCAGUUCAUCAGAGCUGUCCAGUAGUCACAGCCCAGGAUUUGCAAGGCUUAAUCGAAGAGAUGGUGCUGGUGGCUGGACUCCACUUGUGUCAAAUAAAUAUCAAUGGCUUCAAAUUGAUCUUGGUGAAAGAACUGAAAUCACUGCCGUUGCCACCCAAGGUGGAUAUGGGAGUUCUGACUGGGUAACAAGCUACCUCCUGAUGUUCAGUGACAGUGGAAGAAACUGGAAGCAAUAUUGUCAAGAAGAAAGCAUUUGGGCUUUUUCAGGAAACACAAAUGCAGACAGUGUGGUGUAUCAUAAACUCCAGCAUUCCAUCAAAGCAAGAUUUCUCCAGUUUAUCCCUUUGGAUUGGAACCCCAAUGGCAGGAUUGGAAUGCGAAUUGAGGUCUAUGGUUGUGCUUAUCGGUCUGAGGUGGCAGAUUUUGAUGGGAAAAGUUUGCUGAUCUUCAGAUUUAACCCCAAAUCCACAACAGCACUGAAAGAUGUAAUUUCUCUGAAAUUUAAAACUAUCCAGAGGGAUGGGGUCCUGCUCCACAGAGAAGGACAGAAUGGAGACCAUAUCACCUUGGCUUUAUUUAAUGGAAAGCUUUCUUUACUCAUCAACAUAGGUGAUGCUAAAAUGUAUUCUGCUGAUGCCCAGAUUAAUAUCACUCUGGGUAGCCUUUUGGAUGAUCAGCAUUGGCAUUCAGUCCUCAUUGAACAUUUCAAUAAUCAAGUGAAUUUUACAGUUGAUAAACACACUCACCAUUUUCAUGCAAAGGGAGAAUUCAAUUAUUUGGACCUUGAUUAUGAGCUCAGCUUUGGAGGGAUUCCAAUGCCAGGAAAACCAGGCAUAUUACCAUGGAAAACAUUUCAGGGAUGCUUUGAAAAUCUUUAUUACAAUGGUGUGAAUGUUAUUGAUUUGGCCAAGAGACAUAAACCUCAAAUCAACAUAAUGGGCAAUAUAUCCUUCUCUUGUGCAGAGCCCCCAAUUGUUCCUGUCACCUUUUUGAACUCCAAUAGCUAUCUUGCAUUGCCUGGCACAUCAGGACAAGAUGACAUUUCAGUUGGUUUUCAUUUUCGGACUUGGAACAAUGAAGGGCUCUUGCUUUCAAGCAAACUCUUCCAAUCUACUGGUGGCCUCCUCUUGUAUCUUAGUGAUGGAAAGGUUAAACUCAGCAUCUAUAAACCAGGAAAGGCACAGAGUGACAUCACUGCAGGUGCUGGAUUACAUAAUGGACAGUGGCAUUCUGUUCUUUUGUCAGCUAAAAGAAACCGUGUAAGCUUAAUAAUAGACAAUGAUGCAGCCUCCUCCUCUCAUGCUUCAGUAACUAUACAGAUAUUUUCAGGAGACACUUACUACUUUGGAGGAUGCCCUGCUAAUGACAGCAUCAUGGAAUGUAAAAAUCCAUCCAGUAGUUUCCUUGGAUGUAUGAAACUAAUUUCUAUUGAUAACAAAGCAGUAGAUUUAAUUUCAGUUCAACAAAAUUCAGUAGGAAAUUUCAGUGAUCUACAAAUAGAUUUGUGUGGCAUUAUAGACAGAUGUCUGCCCAAUUACUGUGAACAUGGUGGUGAAUGUUCACAGUCCUGGAAUAGUUUCUAUUGCAACUGUGCAAACACAGGUUAUACAGGGGCUACAUGUCAUUCCUCCAUUUAUGAGCAAUCUUGUGAAGCCUAUAAGCACAGAGGGAACACUUCAGGCUUUUACUACAUCGAUUCAGAUGGGAGUGGCCCCUUGGGGCCAUUUCUUGUAUACUGCAAUAUGACAGACACCACUUGGACAAUUAUACAGCACAACAACACAGAGUUAACCAGAGUCAAAAGUGCAAAUCCAGAGAACCCACAUACUGUGUUUUUCAAAUAUGCUGCCAACCUAGAACAGCUUCAGGCUACAAUUAACCAUGCAGAACACUGUGAGCAGGAGCUUGCUUACCAUUGCAAAAAGUCACGCCUUUCAAAUAAGCGAGAAGGGAUUCCAUUCAGCUGGUGGAUUGGAAAAAUCAAUGAGACACAGACAUACUGGGGAGGUUCCACGCCAGAUGUUCAAAAAUGUGCUUGUGGAAUACAAGGAAGCUGCAUUGAUUCUCAGCAUGACUGCAACUGUGAUGCUGACAGAAAUGAAUGGUCUAAUGACACAGGACUACUUUCAUAUAAAGACCACCUUCCAGUAACAAAACUGGUCAUCACAGAUACACAUCGACCAAAUUCUGAAGCAGAGUACAAACUUGGACCUUUGCUUUGCCGGGGUGACAGAGAGUUUUGGAAUGCAGCCUCCUUCAACACUGAGGCCUCUUAUCUUCAUUUCCCCACUUUUCAUGGAGAACUUAGUGCAGAUGUGUCACUUUUCUUUAAGACAACAGCUUCCUCUGGUGUGUUUUUAGAAAAUCUGGGAAUUAAAGACUUCAUAAGGAUAGAACUGCUCUCUCCAACUGAAGUGACAUUUUCAUUUGAUGUGGGAAAUGGGCCAAACGAUAUCACUGUGAAGUCACCCAGUCCCUUAAAUGACAACCGAUGGCACUAUGUGAAGGCUGAAAGAAAUGUCAAAGAGGCAUCAUUGCAAAUAGAUCAGCUACCUCAAAGGACUCGUGCAGCUUCAUCUGAUGGACAUAUCCGUUUGCAGCUCAACAGUCAGCUCUUUGUUGGUGGGACAGCAUCCAGACAGAAAGGAUUUCUGGGCUGUAUUCGUUCUUUGCAGCUAAAUGGAGGAGCACUUGACUUGGAAGAGAGAGCAAAGAUAACCCCAGGUGUAGAACCAGGUUGCCCUGGACAUUGUAGCAGCUACAGUAGCUUAUGCCACAAUGGAGGAAAAUGCAAAGAGAGAUUCAGUGGAUUCUCUUGUGACUGCACUUUGUCUGCCUAUGAGGGGCCAUUCUGUAAGAAAGAGAUCUCUGCAUAUUUUAGAGCUGGCUCUUCAGUAACGUACAAUUUUCAGGAGACAUACACCUUGGCUAAGAACUCAAGCUCUCAUGCAGCUUCAUUUCAUCCUGAUAUAUCACUAACUAGAGAAGCUAUCACAUUUACAUUUCGAACCACAUGGGCUCCAAGCUUACUUCUUUAUGUAAGCUCCUUCUAUAAAGAGUAUCUUUCAAUUAUUCUCACCAAAAAUGGAAGUUUACAGAUCAGGUACAAGCUAGAUAGCCAUCAAGAUCCUGACAGCUUUAGCAUCAAUUUCAAAAGCAUGGCCGAUGGGCAGCUUCACCGUGUGAAAAUUAACAGACAAGAAGAAAUGCUAUUUGUGGAGGUUAACCAGAAUGAAAGGAUGAGAUUCAGACUGUCUUCGGAUACACAGUUCAAUGCAAUCAAAUCCCUCAUACUUGGCAAGAUCUUAGUGGAGAAUAGCGAUGUAGACCCAGAUACUCUGAAGGCUAUCUCUCAGGGAUUUAUUGGAUGUCUUUCUUCAGUGCAAUUCAACCAUAUUGCUCCUUUGAAGGCUGCACUGUACGAUUCCAGCUCAGCUCCAGUUACUGUAAAGGGACAUUUCACUGAAUCCAAAUGUGGCACUUUAACAAGCAUUGACUCAACAUCAAGUGAAACAACCCAUUCAUUUGCAGAUCAUUCAGGACCAAUAGAUGAGGGGAAACCUUUAGCUAAUGCGCUAACGAAUGACUCUGCAAUUAUUGGAG